Messenger RNA from Helianthus annuus (common sunflower), 372 nucleotides. RefSeq names its product E3 ubiquitin-protein ligase CSU1-like. Gene Ontology annotation, molecular function: ubiquitin protein ligase activity. Gene Ontology annotation, cellular component: nucleus. The transcript has a single exon. Bases 1 to 372 code for a protein of 123 amino acids. NCBI's taxonomy places the organism in Eukaryota, Viridiplantae, Streptophyta, Magnoliopsida, Asterales, Asteraceae. The record is from RefSeq and is a predicted model, not a curated record.
AUGAAAUCCCUUUUCUCCAUUCACUUCACUGAGGAUAAAAACGAUGAAAAGAAAGCUUCGAGCUUGGAUAAAAUGUAUGUUUGCCCGAGUUGCAAGGCGACGUUAACUAAUACGUUGUCACUUGUGGGUCUGAGUUCUUGUGGGCAUGUGUUUUGUAAGAAGUGUGCAGAUAAGUUUAUGGCAGUUGAUAAGGUUUGUUUAGUUUGUAACAAGGCCUGCAAAGAUAGAAAUUUGAUUAAUUUGGAGAAAGGUGGGACUGGGUUCGCGGGUCAUGGGGAUAAUCUUGAAGCUAAAGAUUUUAAGCAUUUAGGAAGUGGUUCGGGAUUAGGGUUAGUGAGACUUAAUAUCGUACAAAAUUGUUUUAACACAUGA